UGAGGGGGCGAUGAACGAUUCUCUCAUCUAUGUGGGAACCGAAAUGUUAGAAGGAGCUCGCGCUGUGCCGCCAAAAAAAGAAAAAGAAGAAAAGGCCGAUGCAAGCAAUCAACAAGAUAUUGAGGCGGCGAUGAACGAUUCGAUUAUUUAUGUGGGUACCGAAAUGUUGGAAGGAGCUUGCGCUGCACCGCCCAAAGAAGAAAAGAAAGAAGAGGCAGAUGCAUCCAAUGGCCCAGGCAAUUAUUCUGCAGAUAUUUCUGCAGACUCUGGCAGUUCGUUUGGUGAACCAUCUAAGGACUACACAGCAGAAUUAAAGCUACUGUACUUUGGUCAUGCUUCGGUUAUCGGCGUAGAAGGAAAUCGCUUGGAAGAAAAUCGUUCGGAAGGAAACCGUUUGGACGAAAUCAAAGGCGAAUCAAAUGACCAAUCAAUUGAAGAAAAAGUUGACGUUUCGGCCAUUGAAAAAGUAAAGAAACAAAUAGACUUUUGAU
Molecule: messenger RNA, 491 nt
Organism: Sitodiplosis mosellana (orange wheat blossom midge)
Lineage: Eukaryota; Metazoa; Arthropoda; Insecta; Diptera; Cecidomyiidae
Exons: 3
Coding region: 11-490 (159 amino acids)
Source: RefSeq, a predicted model, not a curated record